This is a messenger RNA of Protopterus annectens (West African lungfish), 953 nucleotides long. Its product is annotated as E3 ubiquitin-protein ligase RNF170-like. Bases 150 to 788 code for a protein of 212 amino acids. Lineage: Eukaryota; Metazoa; Chordata; Ceratodontiformes; Protopteridae. The transcript has 6 exons. The record is from RefSeq and is a predicted model, not a curated record. Gene Ontology annotation, molecular function: ubiquitin protein ligase activity.
UGUGUGCAGUGACACAUCACCGUCUUAACAUUUCCAGUCAGCGACCUCAGUGGAUAGCUUUAAACAGCUCAUUCUCUGUUACGCAGCGACAGCCAUGCCAAAACAUAUAGUACACCAGCUCCUCUGACACCAGGUUCGGCAAUUUAUUUAUGCAGAAAAUGAGUCAGCCAAGAGAAAAUUACAAAGACUCAAGAAAUCACAUCAAAUGUCACUUCCACAAUAACUCACAAUGUCCUGUUUGCCUCCAAACAGCCAUCUGUCCUGUAGAAACUAAUUGUGGACACUUAUUCUGCAGUUCUUGUCUAAUUGCAUAUUGGAAGCAUGGUUCUUGGUUUGCAGCAAUAAGCUGUCCUCUUUGCAGGCAAAAGGUGACUAUACUCUAUACCCUCUUCUGUGACAAUCAAAAGGACGAGCAGUGCAAAAACAAUGGUUAUGAAAUAAGAAGUUACAACAGACGAUUUUCUGGACAGCCACGACCUGUUGUUGAUUACUUCUAUGAUAUGCCCUUUUACAUCAAUCUUGCACUAAGAGGACUCUUCACUAUGGCUGGAAUAGUAUGGAUCUUUUUUUUCCGAAUUGCAGUUUGCUCUUUUGGAGCAAUUAUAUGCCUUACUUCUCCAUUAAACAUCAUUCCUGAGCCACUGUGUGGGAUCCUGGGAACUGUGGAUGACUUAGCUGUAUUGGUUCUUCUUUUAACCUGCAUGUUUAAUAUAAGACAGCAGGUACAGUCAGAGAGAGACCAUGCAGGAGAUACCACAGUCCGGAACAUUCUAAGUGACUCACUUUAAAUUCUACAUUUUGAUAAUUACAGACUGACACUUAAGUGAAAGAAGUACAAACCUACUUAUUUACUGUUUCUAAAUGGAAAACAACUACAGUAUUCCAAAAUGAAGAAGAAGUUGUUUCAGCCAGCUAUUAACCUUUGCUUUCAGCAUGUUUGGCCACAUAUUCCA